Molecule: messenger RNA, 789 nt
Organism: Penicillium waksmanii
Lineage: Eukaryota; Fungi; Ascomycota; Eurotiomycetes; Eurotiales; Aspergillaceae
Exons: 2
Coding region: 1-789 (262 amino acids)
Source: RefSeq, a predicted model, not a curated record
AUGACGGCGACUUAUCAUGUACUUUCCACGCCACAACUCCUUCGCGAAAUCUUCUCCUGGAUUGACAAGGAUGAUGGUUUUAGUUGUGAAGUAGGGAAUGACGCAGAGGACGCUUUUCUUGACAGCAUCGUCUGGGACGGGCUUAGCUCUCUUAGUGAGAUUGACUGGAGUAACUGUCCUAGGUCGUAUUAUUACGACAAGAAGGGUGUCUUGCUCCGAUGUGGCCUUGUCAAUACACUUUGGUGGUGUGAGGCUAUACGGUUUAUCUGGAGGCGCCUGGGUGGUCCUGGCCAUGGGAACACAGAUCUCCUUGGCUGUUUUGCAGGAUUUCGUGAUCCUUGUCGCAAGCAAUUUCACGCAAACUUGGUCACACGAGCCGAUCUGUUUAUUAUUAACGAAGAUAAUGCAGAUAUCUACGACUCUCUAAUUCAAGGAGUUAAUUUUCCAAACCUUCAGCGAUUGUGCUUGUACUGCCCAAAAGGACGCGAUUAUAUUCCACAGCUACAAUGUCCAUCCCUAAAGAUAUUGGAGAUCAAUCCUCAGUACGAAAGUGAAUUCGGCGUACCUGAAUAUGGGUUGAGCCAAGAACAGUGGGAUAAAGUGUUAUGUCGGAUAUCCGCGCUUUUUCCAGCCCUUCGAACCGUCAAAUUCUUAGAUUAUGCGCGGGUUUGGCGGGGGCGCUGGCGCACUUUAAGAAAAACUUGCCGUGCUUGGAAGCUUUUGAUGAAAACUGUGUUGUGGAAAGCACAGAAACUGAAUAAUAGUGAUAUCAAAUAUUGCACCCCUUAA